Saccharomyces paradoxus is the source of this 759-nucleotide messenger RNA. It is a transcript of the gene PRP18, whose product is annotated as mRNA splicing protein PRP18. The record is from RefSeq and is a predicted model, not a curated record. NCBI's taxonomy places the organism in Eukaryota, Fungi, Ascomycota, Saccharomycetes, Saccharomycetales, Saccharomycetaceae. Gene Ontology annotation, biological process: RNA splicing; generation of catalytic spliceosome for second transesterification step. The transcript has a single exon. Gene Ontology annotation, cellular component: U5 snRNP; U2-type post-spliceosomal complex; U4/U6 x U5 tri-snRNP complex. The coding region runs from base 1 to 759 and encodes 252 amino acids.
AUGAACUUAGAUCUAACUAGUAUCUUAAAAGGAGAAAUAUCUAAGAAGCAAAAAGAGCUGGCUUACUCUAAAGGUGCUCAGCAACCAUGCAAUGAGAAAUCCCAGGCACAGGAAAGUGCAAACAUUGACGAAAUACCACGAGAAAUAGAGCAAGAAAGUACAAAUGAAAAAAACCUGCCAGAUAAUCAGCCAGAUGAAGAUAUUGGGGCCACCAUUAGUAAAUUAGAAAAUCGGCCAGAUAGAAUACAACAAGCCAUAGCUCAAGACAAUACUACUUCUGUAAUCAUCGAUCCAUCACAAAUUGGUUCUACUGAAGGAAAAUCUCUUCUGUCAAUGAAAUGUAAUUUAUAUAUUCACGAAAUAUUAUCUCGUUGGAAGGCGUCCUUGGAUGAGUAUCAUCCGGAGCUAUUCCUAGACACUAAGAAAGCGCUCUUUCCACUCCUUCUUCAAUUGCGAAGGGGCCAGCUCGCUUCGGAUUUGUUAAUUUCCCUUGCGACCGUUCUCUAUCAUUUGCAGCAGCCCAAAGAAAUAAACUUAGCAGUUCAAUCCUACAUGAAACUCAGUAUCGGUAAUGUAGCCUGGCCCAUCGGUGUCACCAGCGUAGGAAUUCAUGCUCGUAGUGCUCAUUCGAAAAUUCAAGGAGGCCGCAAUGCAGCUAACAUAAUGAUUGAUGAAAGAACGCGAUUAUGGAUUACCAGUAUUAAAAGGCUAAUAACUUUUGAGGAAUGGUAUGCCAGCAACCGCCAUAGCUUAGAGUAA